AUGGAUAAAUCUUGGAUUGUUAAGCCUCGGAAUACAAUUGAAUACUCAAUUGGUUUAAAAAAAUUCUUAGAUUUUGCUAUUGAAAAUGGGGCUAUUGGAGAUACAAUUAAAUGCCCAUGUCCCAAAUGUGGGUUUAUGAAAUGGCAAACUAGAGGCGUAGUUGAGGAGCACUUGAUUUUAAAAGCAUUUCGUAAAAAUUAUGUUAUAUGGAAUCUUCAUGGUGAAAAACAAAUAGAAGAUAUUUCUAGUAAUGAAGAUGAUAUACAAGAGGCAUUUCAUUAUGAAAAUCCAAUGGAAACAAUGAUCAAUGAAACAUUUGGGCACUAUAGGCAAGAAGGUAUUAAUCUAGGCAAAACACAACCAUUGGGUGUAGAUGAUGUUUUGAAUGAAAGGCCAAAGGAGGAUCAUAAUGAGUUUAUUGAUUUUCUCAAUGAUGGAAAUCAAACAUUGUGUGACGGGAGCAAGUACACAAAAUUAGAGUUUGUAAUCAAAUUAUAUCACAUCAAGGUUUUGUGUGGAUUAAGUGACAAGGCAAUGACUAUGAUCCUAGAUUUGUUAAAAGAUGCAUUUAAUGAAGCCAACUUGCCUCUUUCUUUUUAUGAGGCUAAGAAAACCAUCAACAAACUUGGUCUUAACUAUACCAAAAUAGAUGCAUGUCCGAAUGAUUGUAUGUUAUAUUUAAGAGAUGAUGAAAAAGAUUUGCAAACAUUCAAACAUUGCAGUACAUCUAGAUGGAACCCAAAGAAGAAAAAAAAACAACCUGCAAAAGUUUUGCGUUACUUUCCAUUGAAACCAAGAUUGCAAAGAUUGUUUAUGUGUUCUAAGACUGCAGAGCAUAUGAGAUGGCAUUCUUUAGAGAACAAAGAUGGGUUCAUAAGGCAUCCAAGGGACGGUGAGGCAUGGAAAACAUUUAGUUUAUUGCAUCCUGAGUUUGCUUCUGAUCCUCAAAAUGUUCGUUUAGGCCUUGCUAGUGAUGGUUUUAAUCCUUUUGGCAAGCAAAUGCCAGUAAAUAAUAUUGAUGUGUACUUACAACCCCUUGUGGAUGAGUUACGUGAGCUAUGGAAUGAUGGUGUGGAGACCUUUGAUUCUUCAUUGAAUGAAACUUUUAGGAUGCGAGUAGCUCUUAUGUGGAUAAUUAGUGACUUUCCUGGCCUAGGCAUUUUAUCUGGUUGGAACACACACACAGGUUUAGCUUGCCCUACUUGUAACUUUGAUGCAAUACCUUGUCGUCUUCCUUAUAGUAAGAAGUGGUGUUUUAUGGGGCAUCGUCGCUUUUUGAGUAGAAACCAUAGAUUCAGAUUAAAUCGUGUUCGCUUUGAUGGAAGCACUGAAACAAGGAAUCCACCACUAAAAUUAUCAGGAUCUGACAUUUUUAGGCAAGUUGAAAAUAUUAAUGUUACAUUUGGGAGAGGAGUAAUUUUGGAUGGUAGAGGAAAAAGAUCUAGAGAAGAAGUUAAACAAUGGAAAAUAGAAGCAUUUUCUUUGAACUUCCGUAUUGGGAGUCUAAUUUGUUACGCCAUAAUUUAG
This is a messenger RNA of Vigna unguiculata (cowpea), 1527 nucleotides long. RefSeq lists its product as uncharacterized. Lineage: Eukaryota; Viridiplantae; Streptophyta; Magnoliopsida; Fabales; Fabaceae. The record is from RefSeq and is a predicted model, not a curated record.